AGUGAAGAAGCACUUUGUUCCGUCAUCUGACACGCAUCACAAGAGUAGCGAGCCACCGGAGCCUGCAACCUGCUCAAAGCCACAACCAAUUGCAAACCAGCAAUAGCAGCAGUAUCGGUCUAUCUCAAGCAUGUGCGUGGAUAAAGGGAUCUAGUGAGCUUUUUAAAAAAGAACUUCUUAACAAUUUGAGAGAAGAAACUUCAGUUGUUCAAGAGACCAUGCCUCAUUUCUUGGAUUGGUUCGUGCCAAUGUAUCUGAUGAUCUCUAUUCUCAUCUUGGUGGGCUUUGGAGCGUGCAUAUACUACUUUGAGCCAGGCCUGCAAGAAGCACACAAGUGGAGAACGCAAAGGCCAAUCAUGGAACGAGAUCUUCGGAAAACAUUGAUGAUUCGAGACAACCUUGCCUUUGGGGUGCCUGAAGUCUAGUAUUCUGUUCU
Messenger RNA from Elgaria multicarinata webbii, 436 nucleotides. It is a transcript of the gene SMIM45, whose product is annotated as small integral membrane protein 45. The coding region runs from base 219 to 425 and encodes 68 amino acids. NCBI's taxonomy places the organism in Eukaryota, Metazoa, Chordata, Lepidosauria, Squamata, Anguidae. The record is from RefSeq and is a predicted model, not a curated record. The transcript is spliced from 3 exons.